Molecule: messenger RNA, 4319 nt
Organism: Tribolium madens (black flour beetle)
Lineage: Eukaryota; Metazoa; Arthropoda; Insecta; Coleoptera; Tenebrionidae
Gene: c12.2
Product: von Willebrand factor A domain-containing protein 8
Exons: 9
Coding region: 232-4248 (1338 amino acids)
Cellular component (GO): cytoplasm
Molecular function (GO): ATP binding; ATP hydrolysis activity
Source: RefSeq, a predicted model, not a curated record
UGACUUUUGACCGGUUUAGCAAUUAGUUUUGUUGUUUUUAUUUACGAAUUGGUUCAUUUCUUGUUUAAUUUUUGGAAAAAUAAACAAAUUUUUAUAGUUUGAGCCCCCAUUUGUCACUUUAUGUUACGCCACUGCCGGGCAUUUGACAGCUAACUGACAUUUGACAACCUAACCUUUGUAUCUUCACCCAAAACCGUUUUAUCUCAGUAUUUCAGCACUUUCCACGCGAAAAUGUUAUACAACAGCCCUGCAAAUCGUCGAAUCCAAACCCUAUUUCGCAUUUUGACCAAUGUCAACCCCAUUUUGGGCAACAAUGUGCGUGCGUAUGUCUCGCAGGGCUCCGUCUCGAUUGGUGAAGUUACAAAGGUUAUAACCGAGGCUAAACGGCCCGAAUACGUCCCUUGUAACUACUAUAGGGACAAUUUGGGGCAAACCACGUUGAAUCAUCUCAAAUGGAUGAUGCAAAAGGACGUUUUAGGGCAGGAUAUCUUCCUUUUGGGGCCCCCGGGGGCCCUUAAACGCAACUUAGCCAUGCAGUAUUUGGAAUUGACCAAUCGGGAGCACGAGUAUGUGGCCCUUAGUAGGGACACCACAGAGUCGGACUUGAAACAAAGGAGGGAGAUUGUGAAAGGGACUGCGAUGUACUUUGACCAGAGUGCUGUGAGGGCCGCCACUGAAGGGCGAAUUUUGGUCCUUGAAGGGAUCGAAAAAGCGGAGCGAAACGUCCUUCCAGUAUUAAAUAAUUUACUAGAAAACAGGGAAAUGCAUUUAGAGGACGGCAGACUGCUUAUACCUGCCGCUAGAUACGAUAAAUUGUUGGAGCAAUAUGGGAGAGACGAGUUGGAUAAGUGGAAGUUAGUCAGAGUGGAUGAGAAUUUCAGAGUAAUUGCGUUAGGAUUACCUGUGCCUAAGUAUAGGGGGAAUCCAUUAGACCCGCCGCUAAGGUCACGGUUUCAAGCCAGGGAUGUGGGGACCAUGAGCUACCAAGAGUGCUACCAAGAAAUGAAAACGGCCGCCCCCACCGCCCCCGACUCGACAAUCACCAAACUUCUCUCGUGCGCUUUCGCAAUAUCAUCGAAAGAAAGCGCCGCUCUGGGAUUCCCCGACUUCCCCCUCGAUAAUCUCACCCUAGGUGCAAAAAUCCUCGAAAACAACCCCAAAUUAUCACCUUACGACCUCUUUUUCCGCCUAUACCCCUACAAGAUUUUCCUCAAAGAGCAAAUAACACAUUUAGAGUCACUUUUGGGGAGCUUUGACGUCACACCACAACCCCAAACAGCAUUUUCCUCUUUUACAAAAAAAAUAAAAUCGUUUUUGGAGACUCCAAACCCUCAAAAAACUUACAUCGAAACCGAAUAUCAGAAUAAAUUGAUUGAGGAAAUGUUACAGAGUGAGGAGAUUGCAGAUUUCUGUAUUAUCGGCCCGCGAGGCUGCGGUAAAAGCCUAUUAGUGCAACAAGUUGCCAACAUUGCGGGAAAAAAAACCGAAAAUAUAGUUUUAUACCAAGACAUGACCGCUAGGGACUUAAUCCAACAACGAACAACACUGGAAAAUGGCGACACUGUUUGGACUCUAUCGCCGCUAGUGUUGGCAGCACUGGAGGGGAAAAUCGCCAUAUUGGACGGAAUCCACCGAAUCCACCCGAGCACACUUUCGGUACUUCACCGAUUGGUCCAAAACCGCGAAUUGCAACUCCACGACGGCAAACGACUUGUCAGUCACCAGUCCUACCAACUGCUCAAAACCAAAUUCACUGACGCGCAACUCACCCAAAGCGGGGUUUUACCCAUUGACCCCAACUUCCGCAUUGUUGCAAUCGGGGAACCCCCGGAUUCGACCAAUUGGUUAACAGCGGAGGUUUUAAGCUUGUUUUUGUUCCACCAGGUCCGGACUUUAACCAAACAGGAGGAACUCCACAUUGUGACCUCCAAAUACGGCCCUGUGUCCCAACAAAUGCACAAAAUAAUCGAGUUGGCUCAUGUGUUACGUCACAGUGGGGAUCAAACUCUACUAAAUCUAGCAGGCCAUCUGUCAACGCGACAAAUAUUGAGACUAGCAGCAAGAAUGUCAAAAUUCCCCACUGGUCUCUAUGACGUCCUUGAAACGACUUUUAUGAUCAAAUUUUUGCCAUCAUUAGCACGGGAGGCUUUGGAACGCACAUUUGACAGGUUAGGUGUGACAAACCGGUCACGUGACCCGAUUAAUGUCAAAUGUGAGGUACAAAAUGGCGUCUUGACAAUUGGCCAAUCAUCGAUUCAGGUCUACCAAACGUCAAAUUUGUCUAAAGUCCCUGAAAUUUUAUUUUAUGACGUCCCCCAACACCUCCAACUCAUGGAGAAACUCCUCCAGGAUUUCCAUUUAGGUCAACACAUCCUCCUCGUGGGGAAUCAAGGAGUCGGGAAGAACAAGAUUAUUGACCGGUUUUUACAAUUAAUGAAUCGGCCACGUGAAUACAUCCAGUUGCAUAGGGAUACCACCGUUCAAACCCUAACAGUGCAGCCAACUGUCAAAGAUGGCGUUUUGGUGUAUGAGGAUUCGCCACUUGUCAAAGCUGUCAAAAACGGCCAUGUUUUGGUGGUGGAUGAGGCCGACAAGGCCCCCACUCACGUGACGUGCAUUUUGAAGAGUUUGAUCGAGUCGGGUCAGAUGGUACUGAGCGAUGGGCGCAGAAUCGCCCCAUAUGGGUCCCCACCCGACCAUAUCGCCAUCCAUCCCGAUUUCAGGGUGGUAGUACUGGCGAACAGGCCCGGAUUCCCCUUCCUCGGGAACGACUUUUUCGGGGCCUUGGGGGACCUCUUCAGCAGCCACUCGGUGGAAAACCCCGACGCGGACGCGGAAAUCACACUUUUGCGCCAGUACGGCCCUGGAGUCCCCCUGGAAACUGUCAAAAAACUCGUCAAACUCUUCGGGGAAUUACGCAAUAUGGCCGACCAAGGCCUAGUGUCAUACCCAUAUUCCACUCGUGAGGUUGUCAACAUUGUCAAACAUUUGAAUAAAUUCCCUGAUUCGGACCUGGACGAGGUGAUUUACAACGUGUUCGACUUUGAUCGGUACUCGUCGGAGGUCAUUGACACUUUGGGGGAAGUCCUGGAGAAGUAUGGUUUUCCGGGGGGGAAAACCCCGAAAAAGACAAAACCAAUUCAAGUGACCAUAAAUCGGGACAGUAACUUGGACGUGAGCGCUCCCAAGCACGGGAAGGAGGACCCAGAGAAUGACCCCCAUGUUGGGGGAAACACCUGGGCUGGGGGGAGUGGCGGUCGAGACACGGCGGGUCUGGGGGGGAAAGGGGGGCCCUACCGGCUCGACAAAGGCCACAAGGUGUACCAACUGUCCGAUGAGGAGAAAAACACAGUUCCUGAACACGUCCAAAGGGCGGCUCGUGAAAUGGGGCGCAGGGCGUUUCAGGAAAAACUGAAAGAAAUCGGGAUGAGUGGUUACGACGCCUCGCUUUACAACCAAUUCUACCACUCUGUUGAACGUCAAGUGCAGAGUUUAAGGGUGAUUUUGGGGAAUUUACAGGCGAAAAACAAGGAACGCCACUGGACUCGCCACCAAACCUCCGGGGAAUUGGACGAUGUGAAACUGAUCGACGGCCUCCUGGGGGAGAAGACAAUUUUCAGGAGACGCGCGGAGCAGGACCCCGAAAUGGGGGCCCCCCAAACCAAACCGAAGCUCUUCAGACUAGUCGUCGACGUUUCGGGGAGUAUGUAUAGGUUUAAUGGCUACGACGGGCGACUAGAUCGCGAGCUUGAAGCCGCUGUGUUGGUCAUGGAAGCGUUUCAAGGCUUCGCCGAUAAAAUCCAAUACGAUAUUAUCGGCCAUUCGGGCGAAGCGCCCUCUAUCCCCAUUGUCAAGUUGAAGGAACCCCCGAAAAACAACAAAGAACGAUUGGAUAUAGUCCGGAUCAUGCAUGCGCAUGCGCAGUAUUGUUGGUCCGGUGAUCACACACUAGAGGCCGCUGAGGAGGCGAUUAAUUCGCUCGCUGAGGAAGAUUGUGACGAGGGGAUUGUCAUUGUGCUUUCUGAUGCGAAUUUGGAACGGUAUAGUAUACCGCCAUCCAAGUUGGCUCAGGUUUUGACCUCGAAAGCUAAUGUUAGUGCCUAUGUUGUUUUUAUAGGGGGGUUAGGGGACCAAGCUGAGAGAUUAACGCAAAAAUUGCCAGCUGGACGUGCUUUUAUCUGUCGAGACGUCACACAAUUGCCCCAAAUCUUGAAACAAAUCUUCUCCUCGUCGGUUAUCAAUAUAUGAGGGGGUGGGUAGGGGUAAACGAAUUUUAAUUGUAAAUAUGUAUUAAGAGAAAUAUAUUUUAUUAUUAAAAA